AUGAUUGUUUUUUCAUAUUUGGCUCAUCGAAAUAUUCAAUCAACACGAGUUCUUGCCGAACAGCAAGCUGGUCGGCAAUUACGGAAAAUGACUCUAUUUCAUGUGGUACUUGUUAUCGUUGUCAUCCUUCCGUAUAGUAUAAAUAUGAUCUAUCUGCUCAAAACAGCCGGGGAUUUCAAAGUUACGAAUCGGUUGAUCAAUGAGAGCUUUGCUUCAACAGUUCUGGCAUUGUUAACCUAUGUGUACUAUGCUGUGAGUUCAUUCGUUUAA
Molecule: messenger RNA, 270 nt
Organism: Adineta ricciae
Lineage: Eukaryota; Metazoa; Rotifera; Eurotatoria; Adinetida; Adinetidae
Source: the annotation of a GenBank genome assembly